GGGAGGUUUUCCAGGAUCAUCCAGGGAUCGUCUCCAGCCUUUCCUGGAGGGAAAGGGAAAAGGGAAAGGCUGGAUGGGGUUUUCCUGGUGAUCUUUCCUUUGUGGUUCCUGAUUUGUCCGGUGGCCUCGGGGGUUUCUGGGGUCUCCUCCAGGCCUGGCCUGGGUGCCAAGGCUGUUCCUGAGGUCUGGGGAAAAAUCCAAAGGGUAUUUUUUGGGGAGGAACGGGAUAAGGAGGUGCUGGGAGCUGGGAUGUGGAGCCAAGCCUUUGCCCCUGCUCUACCGUUUUCCACAGGGAUCGGAGUGGGCCUGGUCGGCUUCGGCCUCUUCUUCCUCCUCUUUGGGAUCCUCCUGUACUUCGACUCGGUGCUCAUGGCUUUUGGGAACCUCCUCUUCCUCUCCGGCUUGGUCUUCAUCAUCGGCUUCCGGAGGACCUUCACCUUCUUCUUCCAGCGGUCCAAGCUGAAGGGCACCAGCUUCUUCUUCGGGGGGCUCAUCGUGGUCCUCAUGCGGUGGCCGAUCCUGGGGAUGCUGCUGGAGGCCUACGGAUUCAUCUCCCUCUUCAGGAGCUUCUUCCCGGUGGCUUUCGGGUUCUUGGGCUCGCUGGCAAACAUCCCCCUGCUGAGCCAGCUCCUGCAGAAAAUGGGGGACAGCGGCUCCAUGGUGUGACCUGGCCAGCCCUGGGCCGAGCGGCUGCGAUGGGAUGGGCUGAGAGAGCCCCAGGUCGGGCUGUCCCCAAGAGCUGGUGACUCUCUUGUCCCCAAGACCCUCAGUGCUGGCCAGAGCCACCCCCCAGCAGGGACGGUGUCCCCUCCCUGUCCCAUGGAGCUCCUGAGCCAGGCUCCAAGGUCUGAGGGCUGUACCAGGCUGGAUUCUGGAAUUCUUGCACUUAUUUAAUAUUUUUUUCUGUGAAAGAUUUAAUUUAAUAAAAAAAAAAAAAAAUUCCGAGAGCGA
This is a messenger RNA of Poecile atricapillus (Black-capped chickadee), 951 nucleotides long. RefSeq names its product golgi transport 1A (gene GOLT1A). NCBI's taxonomy places the organism in Eukaryota, Metazoa, Chordata, Aves, Passeriformes, Paridae. Bases 250 to 666 code for a protein of 138 amino acids. The transcript is spliced from 4 exons. Gene Ontology annotation, biological process: retrograde transport, endosome to Golgi; endoplasmic reticulum to Golgi vesicle-mediated transport. Gene Ontology annotation, cellular component: endoplasmic reticulum; membrane. The record is from RefSeq and is a predicted model, not a curated record.